Molecule: messenger RNA, 1152 nt
Organism: Trichoderma citrinoviride
Lineage: Eukaryota; Fungi; Ascomycota; Sordariomycetes; Hypocreales; Hypocreaceae
Exons: 1
Coding region: 1-1152 (383 amino acids)
Source: RefSeq, a predicted model, not a curated record
AUGGCUUGGGGCAGCACCGAAAAGGCCAGCAGCUACACAGCCAAUGCUGAGAUCCGUCCAGAUGACGACGAAGACAUUGAAGCCUUCUUUACGCGCAACGGAUUCGACGGAAAGACUAGAGAGGCGUGCGAUGAAUAUGCUCGGAUGCGCUUCCCCGGCGUAGAAGCCACGCCUUCGCCAACGCAGGGCUAUUGCUCUUAUACAUUGAGUCUAUCAAAGGACUAUUUGCUGCAGUUUCGGCCUGUGGCGUUCAUGCUGGAUAUGAAUACCUGCAGGGAGGCCAAAGCUAUUUACGGCAGAUACGCUCCAACGACGACGUAUUUGGGCGAGGUCCAGGGCAUUCCUUCACAGGACCGUGAUGGGCAUGUAAGCCCACCAAUGAUGCACGUCUAUCUGCACAAGAGAAUUCCGGGAAUCCCGCUAUCGGAGUUUCGGAGGAGGAGGAAAGACGGGAUGAAGGGGCGAGAGGCUGAAGCUGAGGAUAGGAUAUACAAGAGGAGGCUAAUGCGUGGGCUGGCCAAGGUGUUUGCCCUCGGUUUUCGUGCAAGACAGCCUUUCAAAGAGUGUAUCUCCAAGGGUAGAAUCGGCGAGUCGAUGCAAUGGCGGCUGAGUCUCUUGAACGGCCUGCCAUCUGAAGACGCAGACCUGCAAAGACACGUUUCGGAAGCGCAGAGCCAGUUCCACGGCAUCCAGGCGUCCGACUGGUGUCUCACCCACGGCGACCUCCUCCCGGCAAACAUCCUCGUCCACCCAAAGACAGGCCGUCUCACGGGCCUCAUCGACUGGGCCGAAGCGGAGUGGCUCCCCUUCGGCAUGGCCCUCUACGGGAUUGAGGAAAUGCUCGGCGAGACUGUCGUUCCGUCGUCUCAGGGGUUCCGAUAUUACGCAGAUCACCGAGAGCUGCGCCAUCUCUUUUGGUGCGAGUUUCUAGCUUUGACGGGACAGAGGCGGAUGAGUGCGGUUCAGGUACAAAGAGUGGAAGCGGCGCGGAAGCUGGGGAUUUUGUUUUGGAGGGGGAUUGCGUUUGAUGAUGGGAGGAUGGAUCGUGUUGUUGAGGAGGGGAGGGAUGAGGAGGAGUUGCAGAAGCUGCGGCUGUUUCUUAGGGCGCCGGGGGUUUCUGAGGGAUCUGGCAGAGUGCGCGAUAAGAGGUAG